Molecule: messenger RNA, 2702 nt
Organism: Hemibagrus wyckioides
Lineage: Eukaryota; Metazoa; Chordata; Actinopteri; Siluriformes; Bagridae
Gene: snap25b
Product: synaptosome associated protein 25b
Exons: 8
Coding region: 147-758 (203 amino acids)
Biological process (GO): synaptic vesicle priming; exocytosis; synaptic vesicle fusion to presynaptic active zone membrane
Cellular component (GO): plasma membrane; synaptobrevin 2-SNAP-25-syntaxin-1a-complexin I complex
Molecular function (GO): SNAP receptor activity; voltage-gated potassium channel activity; syntaxin-1 binding
Source: RefSeq, a predicted model, not a curated record
UGAGGGCGGGGCUUCACGCCGACCUCAUUGUAAAGGAUGGAUUUGUUGUGAAAGGCGCAAAGCUCGGGCUGAGAAGAUAAACACACACACACACACACACACACAGAGCACAAGUUUAAUCCUGAGUGCUGAAGUUCUGAGCCAAAAUGGCGGACGACGCUGACAUGAGGAACGAGCUGACCAACCUGCAGGAGCGAGCGGACCAGCUGGCCGAUGAAUCGUUGGAGAGUACUCGGCGCAUGUUACAGCUGGUGGAGGAGAGUAAAGAUGCCGGGAUCAGGACUCUGGUUAUGCUGGAUGAACAGGGAGAGCAACUGGAGCGCAUUGAGGAGGGGAUGGAUCAGAUCAACAAGGACAUGAAGGAAGCAGAGAAGAACCUGACAGACCUGGGGAACCUCUGUGGGCUCUGUCCCUGUCCCUGUAACAAGCUGAAAGAGCGAGGGCAGAAUUGGGGAAAUAACCAGGAUGGUGUAGUGUCCAGUCAGCCUGCUCGUGUGGUGGAUGAACGUGAGCAGAUGGCUAUCAGCGGUGGAUUUAUUCGCAGGGUAACGAACGAUGCGCGUGAGAAUGAGAUGGAUGAGAAUCUGGAGCAGGUCGGAAGCAUCAUCGGGAACCUGCGUCACAUGGCUCUGGACAUGGGCAAUGAGAUUGACACUCAGAACCGCCAGAUCGACAGGAUCAUGGAGAUGGCUGAUUCCAACAAAACCAGGAUCGAUGAGGCCAACCAGCGUGCCACCAAAAUGCUGGGAAGUGGCUAAAAGUCUGCAGGAAUCACCUUCAACCAUCUGCCCCACUUCCUGUUUCCUCUUCUAUAUAAUCACUCAAUAGCUUUACACACAUGUAUAUACACUCACACACACACACACACACACACACAUACACACACACACACUGUAGAUGUUGCUGUUUUCUAUUGUAAAGCAGUGAUGUUGAUUCAUGAUUCAUUCCUUUUAAAUGACUCUUUUAAGUGAAUCAUUUCUCUUUAUGUGAGUCUAUUCACAAUCACAAACAUAUCUCACACUGAUUCUGAAAAUUCGACAUCUUUCGACAACUUCCUGUCACUUCUUCUGUCUGUUGGUUAUUCAAGACAAAUCUUCUGACCCUAAAUGACCAAAUCACCAAAAUCGAGAGUCUCCUUUUUUCUUAUAUGGUCAACACUCUGAAUAUCCAUCAGCAAAUUAAAACUCUUUCCUUCAUCAGUGUAAACAAGCACAAUUUUAUAUGUAGUGUCUAGAUUAUAGUCAUUUAUAGAGAUCAAUGAGAUUAAUCAUCAACACCUGAUCAAAUAAUCACAUGAAUCAUACUGAAAUGAAUCUGACUCACUUAAAUGAGUAGUUAGAAGGAGUUGAAUGACUGAUUCAUGAUGUUCAUCACUAAUCACACGCUGUAAAUACACACUCUCUGUGUUCCGUACGUGUGCGUGUGUGUGUGUGUGUGUGUAUAGACCUCACUGCUCAUAUUCCAUUAUUCACACUCUCUCUCUUUAUAUAUAUAUAUAUUUACAAGUCCACCUCUAUACCAUUAUCAUGACGCCACGGCAAUAGAUACCAGUCAACCGUUAAAUAUCAAAGUAAAAAAGAAAGUAUUCUACAGUAUUUCACACCUCACAAGGAAUAGUCCAUUUUAUGACGGUUACUUUUCAUUAAAAAAGACAUUCUUGAUGCCGUAUGCAGCAAACUGCAAUCUCCGGAGGACGCAGCAUCCGAAAUGAGACGCAGAGAAUAUAGAAACACUGUAUAACAGUGCGCUGUGUCACAGGCUCUUAUAGAGAACAUGAAUAACAUUACAUUACAUAUAGCAAAAAACACAUUAACACAAUUCAGUCUCACAAGUUCCCUUUCACUGCAGCAAAAAAAACCCACAGCCCACCCCGGGGAUCUGGAAUGAAGGCAAACUGAAAACCCAGAAAUAAAAGAAAAUCCAAAAGCAGAAAUGGUUCUUGAAAAAUCUUACCAACUACUUUAAAGAAUCAAAAGGAUUUUCUUGUAAAGUCCACCUUGAAAAUGUAUUUGUAAGGAUGUCUGAGACCAAAUCGAUUUCUUCUCCUCUGUCAGCCAUUGUGAGUUAAAAUAUAUAUAUAUUAUUUAGUUUGUGCGGGUCCCUGCCUCUGACUACUCCAAUUAUCCAAUCAAAAGACGGGAAAUUGCUGACGUAAUCGUACGCCUGCUAGAUGACCCCAUUGACGCCAACUUGAAAUCUGAUUGGUUAAUGGAACAGUUUCAUUGCCCCUUAUUUUAAGCUCCGGGCGCCUGCACUAUUGAUUCUGAAGGCCUUAAGGUAGAUUUCUUUCACCCUGGCAACACAUGAUGUCAUCCACUGUCUGAAAUAUGAUUGGAUAAAUACUUAUCAUAAAUAUACACUACUGCAAGCAGCACCAAGAGAAAAGCUAUGAAAUGUAGAGAAUAGACUAUUGGGAAUAAUUUAAUACACAUUCAUGGAAAAAUAUAUUAAAUAUAUUAACAUGCAAGUCAGUGAUUCAGAUCACUGCUGUUUAGGCCAUCAGAGAAGGACUUACUGACCCUGACGGUCUGCUACUGCAAACAUACACACUGUAUAUGUAUUUAUUUACUAUAUUCAAGUUAUAAUGCGUUAUUUACUGUACAAAGUCGUAGUGAAUAACUGCAGUGUUGAAUUUGCACACGAGAUAAAAUCAGACAGAGUAGAAAGGAAACAGAGUUUGGAAUAAAUAAUGACUGUGAUGA